Molecule: messenger RNA, 2330 nt
Organism: Porites lobata
Lineage: Eukaryota; Metazoa; Cnidaria; Anthozoa; Scleractinia; Poritidae
Source: the annotation of a GenBank genome assembly
AUGCCGCUUAAUGUUGGUAAAGAAAAUGGUCAGACCUUCAUCGGUACCAUGAAUAAGUCGGGCAGUCACUGGGUUCUUGUGGUUGUCGAGAUUCGACCAUUCAAACGAAUGCUUUAUUGUGACACGUUAGCCUGGAAACCCCCAUCAGAUAUUAUCGAUGUGGUCAACAGUUAUAUCAGCCACAUUCCUCGUAUUGAAAAGUAUGAUGAUACGCAUCUCUUCUUGGCUCACCACUCCAUGGCUACGUCUCGGUUCGGCCAUAUGUGUGACUGGAGAUGCCGCAACUAUCCACUACAGACAUGUUCUGACGUAUGUGGAGUCAUUGUUCUAAUAAUCGCAGCGCUGGCGGCUUUAGACCGACCCCUAUUUCAGUUCUUGAUUGGUCCCAGCGAGAAAAGUCAAGUCUAUCUACAACGCCCAAGCCAACAUGCCUAUUUUUUAAGGAGAAUCAUAAUGUGUUGGUUUGCCGAAAGUCGCAUUGAAAUCAAUUAUGUGCUUCUGCAUCAUGAUUGGCGCGAUAACGUCCGUACAGAGUCUGACCACUCCUCUUGCCUACGUCAAGACACGUCAAGUAGCACAAGGAAAAAGCUCAAGCUAUCCCUAAAUCCUAAAGCGUCGUCCUCCAAUGAAUCAAUUCCUAGAGCAACAGAGGAACAUGCAUCAGCUAAAGAAUGCUCCUCUCCUUCUCCUGCUGAAAACUUUCCAAUUAAUACUGCUCUGGUCUCCAAUGGUUCCUCUUCAAUUCCCAACUCUCCAAUGUCUUCGGAAGAAACAUUCUCGCCACCACGAAAGACGCUUUCCUCGCCUAACGAUUCACGUGCGGUUCCCUCGUGUAAAAAAGGGUCCCAGUCAUCUUCUGGGAAACCUCGAAAUGUCCCAAGGUCCUCAGCUGACCACUUAUCGAGUGCGAAAAAGCCUCAGCCUUUUACGCGCCCAGAUCCAACUAGUCCUGCACAGAACAAUAAUCCACAAGCUUGUCCACAAGAUAACCCUUCUGAGAAGAGCGUCUCUAAUUCCCAGCCAUCUCCCGGUACCGGGCCUCCGGCUCCGGCUCCAGCUUCAACGCAACCAACUUCUCAAGCGACAAUUGCGUCUGAUUCCUCUAACGCUGAUUCAGCUGAUUCAUUACCUCCUCCCAAAUGUGAAGGUAUGACCAGAUUCCAGUGCGAACAUUGCGGAAUGAACUUAAGCAGUAGAAACUGCUUAUAUAAACAUAAAAAAGAAAACACAAGCCGACCAACAGAGUUGAUGACAAUGGAGGAAAAGACGCAGGAAAUAAACAUGUCGUUUGUCCAGAGUGCAAAGAAAAACAAAAAAGGUGAGAUAAACCAUCUCAUUCCAUCUUUCGGGACUAAUAUUAAAAAAAGUCAUGAUAAAACGUCAAAAUAGCAUUAUCGCCUUCAGGGAGACUUAAAAUGCAAGGCUAAGUUAUAAUUAAGCACGGUGAAUAGUUUAUGACCAACGUAACAGUCCAAAUCGAUUGGCAUAAGAAAAAAAAAAUUGCCAAAGUAAGCACUGCUUUGCACCACUUGUUAUAACUUUGGUAAUGAGAGUAAAAGCCUUUAAAGUCGUCCUUCAUAACUCAAGCUGAAUAGCUGUUGCAACGAUGGCACUACCAACAACUUUUGUUUUAUUUUUUCUUUUACGUUCGAAGGUUUGUCUAUUCAAGCUUUGGUACUUUUCUCUACUCUAUUAUCCAGUGCAACAAAGACAAAAUGCUUGCAACCGUAGACGAAGUUACAAACAAUAUGAAUAAUUAAUACCAUUAUAGGUUAUAUAUGUAUUCUAGUCCAUUGUAGGCCCUUAUGUUUUCAGCUAUUUUAGUAACUGUUAUGUUCCCCAUAACUUGUGGUUACGAGUUCCGAUGAUUUUAUUUUCCUUGUCUCUCCAGAUCAGCUCUUGCUACAACCGGCGAUUUAAUACACCACCUUAAUAACGGUCACGACUUGAAGAUCGAAAGCAUGACGUUCAAAGACAUGACAGAAUUCGAGAAAUGGAAGAAUGAAGAAGAAAGGAUGACAAAGAGUUGGUAUGUGAAACACCGUGCUGACAGAAAGACCAAGCACUUCACAAAAUCAUGCUUGCGAUGCAAUAGAACUGGCACGUUUGUCUCCAAAAGCACGGGAAAGAGAGCAAUGAAAUCACAAGGAUCUUGCAAGACUGGAUGCUCAUGCCCUGCCUUUAUCACAACAAGAAGGUAUCAUGCAACAGGAGAGGUGCAAGCAGAGUUCUGUUUGAAAUACGUUGGGCACAGACAGGAGAACGCCUUCAACAGAAUGUCGAAGGAAAUGCGCACCACCAUUGCAGCUAAGCUUUCUCAAGGUAUAAGC